CAAUCGCUUGUGGAAAAAACAAGGCGCAAGUUGACUAUAAAAGCGCCAACAACUCGCCGGUACAACAGCAGUUGUUGAUUCACCGUUCGAGUUUAGACGCUUAAGCAUUUGCCAAAACCAACACAAUAUCAAAAUGGAUUUCUACUAUGUCGGUGGCUCCUCCCCUUGCCGUUCCGUCAUCAUGACCGCCAAGGCGCUCAACAUCAACUUGAACAAGAAGAUUCUGAAUCUAAUGGCUGGCGAGCACUUGAAACCAGAGUUUCUGAAAAUCAACCCACAGCACACCAUACCAACUUUGGUGGAUAACGGUUUCGCUUUAUGGGAGUCGCGCGCCAUUAUGGUAUAUCUUGUUGAGAAGUACGGCAAAGACGACGCGCUGUAUCCGAAGUGYCCGAAGAAGAAGGCUCUGAUCAAUCAGCGUUUGUACUUCGACAUGGGCACUCUGUAUAAGAGCUACUCCGACUAUUACUUCCCGCAAUUGUUUGCCAAGGCACCGGCUGACCCUGAGCUGUACAAGAAAAUUGAGGCGGCCUUCGAGUUGUUGGACAUCUUCUUGGAGGGUCACAACUAUGUCGCCGGCGACKCACUCAGCUUGGCUGAUAUAGCGGUUCUUGCKACGGUGUCUACAUUCGAUGUGUCCGGUUUUGAUUUCAGCAAAUAUGCUAAUGUGGCCAAGUGGUAUGCUAAUGCCAAGCAGGUGGUGCCCGGCUUCGAUGAGAACUGGCAGGGUUGCUUGGAGUUCAAGGCGAAGUUCUUUCACUAAAUACUCGUACAAAUCUAGGCUGUAGCUUGUUGGUGCUUAUUACUACUUAUAAUUGAAAGACAAAUGUAUUAUUUGAAUAAAUACAUAUAUACUAUUUUUUUUUAAGAA
Molecule: messenger RNA, 871 nt
Organism: Bactrocera latifrons
Lineage: Eukaryota; Metazoa; Arthropoda; Insecta; Diptera; Tephritidae
Product: glutathione S-transferase 1-1-like
Exons: 2
Coding region: 134-763 (209 amino acids)
Biological process (GO): glutathione metabolic process
Molecular function (GO): glutathione transferase activity
Source: RefSeq, a predicted model, not a curated record